AAUGUGUUGUGUCUCCCCUGUCUCGUACAUGGUUCGGUCCUCUCCCGUUCGAAGCUGAAAGCGGGAGGAAGUCGCUUCUGUGUCGUCGGUUGUUGAUGUUUGUCGAAGAAAGAAAAGUUGCCGCAGGAUGGACGUGACGACGAGUUUGAAGUCUCUGCUGCUGGUUAUCCAGCAGUACAGAGACAACAGGACGGCACAAAACGCAGCGCAGCUACUAAAACAAGUGGAGGAGGUUUCAGGCCUGAAAUGUGACCAGCUGCUGUCCUCAGGUCAGGUUCUGCCCAGUGAGUGUGUGAGUGGCCUGGUGGAGCUGGCUGGAAACCCCAACACCAGCCCCACCCUGACCAGCUCCAUCAUCUCCCUGCUGGCCCAGCUAGCUGGUGAUGAUCACAGCCGGGAGAUUCUCCACAGCAGCUACAACCUCACCAGCACCCUGGCUGCCGUCAUCCACUGCCACAGCGCCACACCUGGAGAGGCCCUGGUGCUGCAGUGCCUACAGGUGCUGCAGAAACUGACGUACAACGCUCGCAUCUUCCAGUCAACAAGCUACAUCCCUGAGCUCGUAGCGUUUCUCAUGACCAACAUACAGUCUCACAGUGAUGACAUCAUCAUGCCGUGCCUCGGCCUCAUGGCCAACCUGUGCCGCGACAACCACUCGGUGCAGAGUCACAUCAAGUCCCUGGACAACGUGAAGCCGUUUUACCGCACACUGAUCAACUUCCUGGCUCACAACAGUCUGACUGUGGUGGUCUUCACACUGUCCAUCCUGGCUAGCCUCACUCUGAACGAGAAAGUUGGCGAAAAGCUCUUCGACGCCAAGAACAUCCACCAGACCUUCCAGCUGGUGUUCAACAUCGUCGUGAAUGGCGACGGCACUCUGACCAGAAAAUACUCAGUUGACCUUCUGGUCGAUCUGCUGAAGAACCCCAAAAUAGCAGAUUACCUCACGAGGUACCAGCACUUCUCAGCAUGUGUGGCUCAAGUCUUAGGACUGCUGCAUUCAAAAGACCCCGACUCAGCAGCCAAGGUGUUGGAGCUCCUCCUGGCCAUGUGCAGCGUCUCCGGGCUGCGCUCGCUGCUCUGCCAGGUGCUUUUUAAGCCGGCGGGACCCAAACUCAGAGCCGCCGGCCGCCGCCAGGGGGCAGGAGUGGACGGUGGACGGAAAGCAGAGGACGGUCUGGCUCUGGUGCAGUGGCUGAGCUCACCUGUGGAGGGCGCCGAACGCUGCUCGCUGCAGGCCCUGCAGCUGUUGAAUGAGCUGCUGGAGGAGGCCUUGACAGCAGACAACAUGCCAGAUUGCAUGCUGGGCUUUGUGGAAAUGUUGCUUCCGGUCCUGUUCGAGCUGCUGAAGGGGCUCGAUCCUGCUCAAGGGGACGCUCACGUUAGAAAACACUGCCACCGAAUCACUCACGUCACCAGUCUGCUGCUAAUCCUGUGCACCGACGACUCCACCAGAUCUUUGGUGUCCCGUCAGGUGAGCGCUCAGCUCUGCCUCUCCCGCGUCGAAGCCCUGCUCUCCUGUUGUCAUAGCAACAACCCCACCACCUGCCUGCAUCCCGGCUCUGACAACGAUCUCAGUCAUGUGUGUGCAGAAGCUCUGCUAAAGACUCUGGAGUUAAUGAGCAAACUGAGGCAGCAGGUGAAGGACAUGGAGACCAGUUUCUACAGGAUGCUGCAGGACCAGAGGAUCGUGACUCCCCUCUCUCUCGCCCUGACGUCCCACCACAGAGAACAUGUCCAGACUGGACUCUCGCUGCUGUUCGAAGCCACUCCGCUGCCAGACUUUCCUUCCUUAGUUCUGGGAGAAAGCAUGGCUGCCAACAAUGCCUAUCGCCAGAGGGAGGCCGAGCUGUCAGUCAAGCGCAUCGCCGUGCAGGAAGUCCCGCCUCCCAGAACGAACACCAGCAUGUUGGAUUCGUCCAGCGCUUCCAGCAGGAGUGUUCACAGCCUGGUGGAGAAGAUACAGACGGGUUUGGAGCUGCAGGAGCAGGCGAAGGACUCACAUGUGUCUGAGAUCAUUGAUGUUUAUGAACAGAAGCUUUCUGCGUUUACGUCUAAGGAGAGCCGUCUGCAGGACUUGUUGGAGGCCAAAGCUCUGGCUCUCUCUCAGGCCGACCGUCUCAUCGCUCAGUAUCGCGUCCAGCGAGCUCAAGCUGAGGCCGAGGCUCGUAAGCUGGCGUCUCUGCUGAAGGAUGCCGAGCGCCGGCGGGAGGAUCUGCAGGCGGAGCUGAGCGGCCAGGUGCUGGAGGUGCAGCGCUCCAAGGCCGACAUGGAGGAGCUGCUGCAGCACAACGCCCGACUGCAACGAGACUCUGAGGACCACCAGGCCCUGAAAGGAGCCUACAACAGCCUGCUCAACAGGUUCAAUGAGACGGAGCGGCUGCUGAAGGAGCUGCAGUCGGCUCACAUCUCUCUGACCAAACAGAACGAAGCUCUGAGGAGGAACCAGGAAGCUCUACAGCUGCAGCAAGACAAGAUGACAUCGGUGUUGGAGGAGAGAGACGAAGAAAUCAAAUCCCUUCAGUCAGAUCUGCAGAAGAAAAACAGUGACAUCGCAGGUCUGCGUGUUGAACUUCAGGCCGAGGAGGAGAAAGUGAAAGAAAAAGACCAGGAGAGGAGAGAACUGGAGGAGACGGUGGAUGUUUUGAGGAAGGAGCUGAACAAAACGGAGCAGGCCAGGAAGGAUGCCAGCAUCAAGGCAUCAUCUUUGGAGCUGCAGAAGAGUCAGCUGGAGGCGAAGCUGAAGCAGAAGGAGGACGAGUUGAACAAACACUCAGCGAUGAUCGCGAUGAUCCACAGCCUGAGCAGCGGAAAGAUGAAAAACGACGUUAACCUGUCGCUCUGAGCAGCGAACAGCAAACCAGAUGAGUGGCUGAGGAAAAACUAGAUUUUAAAAACAUCCAUGGACUUUUUUAAAACUUAAAUGAACCAUUUUAUAGUUAAUAAAACACACUAGAUGAAAUAUAUUAAACUAAACCUGUAAGUUAAACGUUUGAAUGUUUGUCUUGUGUGUCUAUUUUUAUUGUUUAGUGAAUAAAUGAUAGAUCUGUACCAGAUUCCAGAUCAGA
Molecule: messenger RNA, 3068 nt
Organism: Amphiprion ocellaris (clown anemonefish)
Lineage: Eukaryota; Metazoa; Chordata; Actinopteri; Pomacentridae
Gene: cip2a
Product: cellular inhibitor of PP2A
Exons: 22
Coding region: 128-2845 (905 amino acids)
Source: RefSeq, a predicted model, not a curated record